This is a messenger RNA of Capronia epimyces CBS 606.96, 1776 nucleotides long. RefSeq lists its product as uncharacterized. The transcript has a single exon. Bases 1 to 1776 code for a protein of 591 amino acids. The record is from RefSeq and is a predicted model, not a curated record. NCBI's taxonomy places the organism in Eukaryota, Fungi, Ascomycota, Eurotiomycetes, Chaetothyriales, Herpotrichiellaceae.
AUGCCGCCUCAAUUCCUGUUUGUCAACAAGGAUGCCGGCAGCGCGUCCUUGACCCGCAGCAACGCCUCGGAACAAUCCACCAUCAAUUCCCACGUUCAGCGUGGCCGAAAGCACAACCGAUCCAGUCCUGGCCGCGGCCGCUAUAACCGCCGAACCAGGCAAAGCUCUGCUCGAGAGAAAUCCGAUCCUUCGACCGACUCAUCGCAGCCUGAUCUAGCUAUCACAAAGCCCCGUUCUGACUUUCCAGUCAAAAAGGAGUCUAGUGAAGAACGCGAUGCCACUGAAACGUUGCCCUUGCGGCCCCGUGCUCACAGCCAGCGUUGUCGACGUGGACAGUCCGAGAAAAAUCAGCCCAAGAAGACUUUCCGUAGAGGCAUUGAUGCCGCUCGAAGGUAUGAGCGUUUCAAAGACUUGACAAUCGAGGCAAAAUCAGUCGUCCUCCUGAACUCGGCGCAUUCCAUGAACUCUCCCAGGGACAUUUCUCAGAUCACAAGCACGUCUCUGGAUCCCUUUGGUCAGUCAGUGGUCAAGCUCGACCCUCAGAUUGCCAAAUUGUGUCGGUAUUUCUGCGAGAAGUUUCAUCCGAGUGUUUGGAGUGCGGAGAGCCGGACAUUUCCUGGCGGGUCCUACACUUAUCAAAACUCCGCGCCGGCCGUCAUCAGACGUGCAAUGCAGGAUGAGGUAGAGAUGAAUGCGAUCCUCGCCUGUAUGGCUGCUCGAAUCGAGAAUGUGGAUUUGGUACCAGGUCAGGGCACUGACAAGUACAUGGGAAACGCCCUCACAGCAGUCAGGAGGCGCUUUGGCUCAGCGUCCAAAAAUCAGCUGCUUCUGAUCAUCUUUCAUCUUUAUGCGGGAGAAGCGUACCGACAGAACUAUACGGCAGCUAGGAUACAUAUGCGAGCAGCAAAGGCACUGUUCGCAUCUUGGGGCGGCCUCCACCAAGUUCCAGACCCCUGCGUCAAGGAGCUUUUCAUCAUUGGCGAUGGACAUAUGGCGGCAGUCCUUCUGGAGCCUUGUGAUCUACCCUGUGAAUAUGACCCGGGGGCAUACUGGACGGUUACCCCGCCCGCGCUCCAGCUGGCCCCUCAACCAGAUCUGAGCAGCAUCGCCCCGGCGCUCCAGGAAUUAGUUUCAAAACGCUACUUUCCAGACGAACUAGCACAGGCUAUCCAAGAGACGGCUGAGUGUACUUGGGUAUUGUCUUGCACGGCCAUGGGCUCAACGGACGCCACCAAAAACGCAGCGAGAUGGCUCCAAUGGCGGAAUGCUGCUAUCAGGCAUCGUCUCUUAGCCAAGAGCUUUUCAAACUCAUGUCACGAAGCAGUGCGGGUUGCUCUGCUCAUGUGGAUCCUUACUUCGAUGGUCUUGUUGGGUCUACGAAGAUUGGGAUACUUGAUUGCUCCAAAACUACAAGCGAUACUGAAGGGGCAAUAUGGCGCCCGCCACCAUUGGAGAGGUCUGCCUGAGGUGAAAUUCUGGGUUCUCAGCAUCGGCGCCAUGUGCUCAUCAGUUGAUGGUGAGGAGGAAAAGUGGUUCCUUGGACAGCUCUUCGAGACCGGCUUAGCAGAACAUGUUCGACAAAUUCGAGCAAGAAAUCCCAACCUACCAACGAUUGAUGUUCUGAAGACAUUCCAGGAAAGAUUUUUUUAUCAUGGCCCUAUCCAACAGCAGAGACUGAAGAGACUGGCCGACCUGCUCGAUUACUCUCUCGAACAUAGUCCCUCGCAGAUCACCCCAGCGACAGCCGAAGGAAGUCAACCUCUCCCACGUGAGUAA